AUGUCCGGCAACGCCACAAGCGAGCAGCUCCCGGCUGUCCCCUCAGACAUUACUGCCGAAUGGCUUGGCGCCAAGCUCGGACAGAAGAUCAAGUCCAUUGAGAACACCCACAACAUCUGGGGAACCGGCAGCAAGCUGUUCUACACCAUCACGUACGAGGAUGAGAGCAGCAGCAAGCCGAGACCGUCCCACGUCUGCAUCAAGGGCGUCUUCGACCCCAAGAUGAUUGAGGAGCAGCCGUGGACGGUCAGUCUGGCUCAGCGAGAGGCCGACUUCUUCUCAAAGAUCGCCCCUGGUCUGGAGAACAUGCUGUUCCCCAAGGGCUGGUGGAGCGGCCAGAACGAGAAGCAGGGAAUCGCCAUUAUGGACGACCUGACCAAGGACGGUGUCCAGUUCCCCCCCGAAGUCGCCUCAUACUCGGUCGACCAGGUCAUGAACGGCGUCCAGCAGCUGGCUGGCCUGCACGCAAAGUACUGGGGCCAGAGUCAAGACGACCACCCUUGGAUCUGGAACAACUACGACCCGGCAAUGAAGUUCAUGUGCACGCCGUGGGACGAUGUGGUGCGACAGCCAGGCCGGCCCCAGCUGCCCGAGUACCUCAUGGACGGUACGCGCUGCAACGAGGCCCUGGAUCGCUACUACGCCGAGCGAAACCCGCGGUUCCGGACGCUGCUGCACGGCGACACGCACAUGGGCAAUGUGUACGUGACAUCCGACGGCCGCAUCGGGUUCCUGGACUGGUCGGCCUUCCACUUCGGCUCGUGCUUCCACGACGUCGUCUACCACAUGACGGCGAUGCUGACUGUCGAGGACCGCCGCGCCCACGAGAUGAAGAUCCUGGACCACUAUCUCGAGACGCUGCACCGCCUCGGUGGCCCCAAGUUCGACCGCCACAACGACCCGGAGGUCAUGACCGAGUACAAGCGCUCCUUCAUGACCAACGUGAUCUGGAUCAUCUGCCCCGAGUCGCUGCAGAGCAAAGAGCGCAUAGCCGUGCUGUGUGAGCGCACCGUGGCCGCCUACAACGACCACAAGGUCAUUGAUGUGAUCCUGGACGCGCCCAAGCCGGCUGCUGCUGCCUGA
Molecule: messenger RNA, 1083 nt
Organism: Trichoderma gamsii
Lineage: Eukaryota; Fungi; Ascomycota; Sordariomycetes; Hypocreales; Hypocreaceae
Product: aminoglycoside phosphotransferase
Exons: 2
Coding region: 1-1083 (360 amino acids)
Source: RefSeq, a predicted model, not a curated record